CAGAACUUAACUUACGGUAUGGACUGCAGGAAUUGAAUGAUCUGGCCCGGGACCCCCCAGCACAGUGUUCAGCAGGUCCUGUUGGAGAUGAUAUGUUCCACUGGCAAGCUACAAUAAUGGGGCCAAAUGACAGUCCCUAUCAGGGUGGAGUAUUUUUCUUGACAAUUCAUUUCCCAACAGAUUACCCCUUCAAACCACCUAAGGUUGCAUUUACUACAAGGAUUUACCAUCCAAAUAUUAACAGUAAUGGCAGCAUUUGUCUUGAUAUUCUACGAUCACAGUGGUCUCCGGCACUAACUAUUUCAAAAGUACUCUUAUCCAUCUGUUCUCUGUUGUGUGAUCCCAAUCCAGAUGACCCUUUAGUGCCUGAGAUUGCUCGGAUCUACAAAACAGAUAGAGAAAAGUACAACAGAAUAGCUCGGGAAUGGACUCAGAAGUAUGCGAUGUAAUUCAAGAAAUUACUGGAUAACCUCUACAAAUAAAGAUAGGGGAACUCUGAAAGAGAAAGUCCUUUUGAUUUCCAUUUGACUGCUUUCUAUGAGCCCAUGCCUCAUCUUCCCCUGUGCACAUGUUUACCUGAUACAGCAGUGCUGCGUGUUGUACAUACUUGGAACAACAAACUAGAAAUACUGUACUCCUGUACCAACAUUGCCUCCUAGCAGAGAAGUGUGUGUGACAGGCCAGUUCUCCAGGCAUAACCUAGGUGUGAGACUCAAAGCUUUCUUUACGGAUUUACAUGUGGAUAGCGGCAAGGUGAGGUUGGUGGGUAUGGUGUGUGCUUGGAUGAGGAAAAGCAGCUCCAAUAACCUGUAGAGAAUGUUUUUAAGUGGAAUCCUUUUAAACAUAAAACAGUUAUGAAGAGCAAGGUGUGAAGACCAUGAAGCUGUUUCUGUAUUCAUUUUGUUCCGAUGGACCUACCUAUGUCUUAGGGGAAUGUUAUGACCAGCCAAACUAAACUGUACCCACACAUCCCGUAUGUUGAAGUCUAAGUUUAACUGGUCAACAUGAAAUGGAUUGGAGCUAUUAGUACCUAAAGUGUGAUGGGCUUUGUCCCCAACUCUUUUACAUCUUCCCACCCCUUCAACCUUCAUCCUUUUCAACCUCUCUUUUUCUCUUCCAUAUUCUUUGGUUUGUAUGUGGUUUUUCAGUUAAUACAUAGCUAAUAGCUCUUAUUUUUCAUAUGUUUUUAACUGGUUAGGUCUAUCUGGAUGUAAGGGUGAAAAUACAUUUGAUGGAAAUACUUGUGUAUAUUUAAAGACCCAGUCGCUCCUCUGGAGCUUGUACGUUAAAGAAUGAUUAAUCUGUGUAAUAAACUGAUUACUACAGUCAUUACAUACAA
Molecule: messenger RNA, 1339 nt
Organism: Echinops telfairi (small Madagascar hedgehog)
Lineage: Eukaryota; Metazoa; Chordata; Mammalia; Afrosoricida; Tenrecidae
Gene: UBE2D2
Product: ubiquitin conjugating enzyme E2 D2
Exons: 7
Coding region: 93-449 (118 amino acids)
Biological process (GO): ubiquitin-dependent protein catabolic process; protein K48-linked ubiquitination
Cellular component (GO): nucleus
Molecular function (GO): ubiquitin conjugating enzyme activity
Source: RefSeq, a predicted model, not a curated record